Molecule: messenger RNA, 1071 nt
Organism: Clonostachys rhizophaga
Lineage: Eukaryota; Fungi; Ascomycota; Sordariomycetes; Hypocreales; Bionectriaceae
Source: the annotation of a GenBank genome assembly
AUGUCGUUUCGUACUCUGAGAAUUGGUCUGAUCCCCGGUGACGGUAUCGGCAAGGAAGUCAUUCCUGCCGGCCGCCGAAUCCUCGAAGCUCUCCCGGCUUCCCUCAACCUCAAGUUCGACUUUGUCGACCUCAAGGCCGGCUUCGAGACCUUCGAGCAGACCGGGGCGGCUCUUCCUGACAAGACCGUCGAGGUCCUCAAGAGCGAGUGCGAUGGCGCCCUCUUCGGUGCCGUGAGCUCCCCCACCCAGGCCGUCAAGGGCUACUCCUCCCCGAUUGUCGCCCUGCGCAAGAAGCUCGACCUGUACGCCAACGUCCGACCCGUCAAGUCCGUCGGGACGGCCAUCAAGCCCAUUGACAUGGUCAUUGUCCGCGAGAACACCGAGGACCUCUACGUCAAGGACGAGAGGACCUUUGACGGCCCCAAUGGCAAGGUUGCCGAGGCCAUCAAGCGCAUUUCCGACCGCGCCUCCUUCCGCAUCGCCUCCAUGGCCGGCGACAUCGCCGUGCGCCGCCAGAAGCUCCGUGAGGCCGGCUCCCCCAGCAUCCACAAGUCCCCCCUCGUCACCAUCACCCACAAGUCCAACGUCCUCUCCCAGACCGACGGCCUCUUCCGCGCCGCCUCCAAGCGAGCCCUCGCCGACGCCAAGUACAGCGGUGUCACCGUCGAGGAGCAGAUCGUCGACUCCAUGGUCUACAAGCUCUUCCGCCAGCCCGAGGACUACGACGUCAUCGUGGCGCCCAACCUGUACGGCGACAUCCUCUCCGAUGGCGCCGCCGCCCUCGUCGGCAGCCUGGGCCUCGUCCCCAGCGCCAACGUCGGCGAGGGCUUCGCCAUCGGCGAGCCCUGCCACGGCAGCGCCCCGGACAUCCAGGGCCAGGGCAUCGCCAACCCCAUCGCCACCCUGAGGAGCACCGCCCUCAUGCUCGAGUUCCUCAACGAGCCCGAGGCCGCCGCCAAGAUCUACGCCGCCGUCGACGCCAACCUCGAGGAGGGCAAGCUCCUUAGCCCUGAUCUUGGUGGUAAGGCCACCACCGAGCAGGUCGUCGAGGACAUCCUCAACAAGCUGUGA